Molecule: messenger RNA, 621 nt
Organism: Schistosoma turkestanicum
Lineage: Eukaryota; Metazoa; Platyhelminthes; Trematoda; Strigeidida; Schistosomatidae
Source: the annotation of a GenBank genome assembly
AUGCUGCCGAAAAAAUCUUUGUCAACAUUGUUUGGCUUCUUCAACACUCCAGUGUUAUCAGAAAUCAAAGUUUUUAAGUGUUCUGACCAUGCGAAUCAAAAUGAAUACUCUAUUAUAUCUAAAUGGACGCAGAUUGAUACCUUUCGGAAAGACAGUGUCUCAUAUUCAAAAACUUAUUUAAUCAAUUUGCCACAUGACAAGUAUGAAAAUUUAGAAGUGAAAUAUACUUCACAACUACAGUUUUCCUCAUUUGGACAGUGCUUUCCUUUCACUUCACAGAACCAUGUACGUACUAUUUGGGAUAUUCAGUCUCCUGAAGGCAGUCAUAGAGCUGUGUGUAUCGAAUGUAAUCCACCACCAGCUCCAAAUUCUUCAAAGUCUACCAUCGCUAGUUUCGCAGAAUCGGGUAUUUUCAUUCAAAUAUGGUUCAAUGGACGUCUCACAAACUCAAUAAAGCUCCCAACGAAAUCUCCUAAUGCUCGUCAUGGUCGUGUUUAUCCUUCGAACGGUGCGACAUUUUGUGGAGCCAUAUGGUCAAAUGCAAGAGAUAAGAUUGUUUAUCUGGCAGAAGAAGUCUUUAAUGAUCCUGCAGAGGUAAUAGCUUUCAUCAUUUUACUAUGA